This is a messenger RNA of Penicillium macrosclerotiorum, 507 nucleotides long. Its product is annotated as putative ubiquitin conjugating enzyme. Gene Ontology annotation, cellular component: cytosol; endoplasmic reticulum. The transcript is spliced from 3 exons. The record is from RefSeq and is a predicted model, not a curated record. The coding region runs from base 1 to 507 and encodes 168 amino acids. NCBI's taxonomy places the organism in Eukaryota, Fungi, Ascomycota, Eurotiomycetes, Eurotiales, Aspergillaceae.
AUGGCGACUUCCCCCGCCGGCCGCAUGCUGUCCCGCCAGCUACAGCAGAUGCAGUCCGAUAAGGACAUCCCCGGAAUCAGCUGUGGCUUGGUCGAUAACAACGUCUUUGAAUGGGAAGUGAUGCUGAUGAUCUCGGACGAUGUCAAGCUAUAUGGAGGUGGCUUCUUCCGUGCUCGCCUCUCGUUCCCGCCAGAGUACCCCCACAUGCCGCCCAAGAUGAAAUUCGAGUCGCCCCUCUUCCACCCAAACAUCUACGAGAAUGGCGACGUCUGCAUUUCCAUCUUGCAUCCCCCGGAGGAAGACAAGUUCGGCUAUGAGUCGGCUGCGGAGCGCUGGUCGCCCGUUCAGACUCCCGAGACCAUCUUGCUGUCCGUCAUUUCCAUGCUGUCGAGCCCCAACGAUGAGAGCCCUGCCAAUGUGGAGGCGGCCCGCUUGUGGCGUGAGGACCCGGCCGAGUUCAAGAAGCGUGUGCGUCGGUGUGUGCGGGAGAGCCUGGGCGAGGAGUAA